This is a messenger RNA of Aegilops tauschii subsp. strangulata, 640 nucleotides long. Its product is annotated as RING-H2 finger protein ATL48. NCBI's taxonomy places the organism in Eukaryota, Viridiplantae, Streptophyta, Magnoliopsida, Poales, Poaceae. The record is from RefSeq and is a predicted model, not a curated record.
GAUCCCAAUCGGACGGCCCUACAACCGCCCCUGACCAUCCAAAGAGCGGCGGAACCCACCGGCGGCCUCCUCCUCCUCCCUGCAAAACCGCUGUUCGGAAAAGCGUCCCCCCUCCCCCCUUUUCCUCCCAGGCGACGCGAAUGGAGAAGGGCUCCGGCGCCGCCGCAGGAAGCAGCGCGCGGCCACCGCCGAUGCCGCAGCUGGACGAGUUCCCGUUCGAGGGGAAGAAGCCCGUCAAGAACCCCUUCGUCCCCAUCGGUGCAUUGGUCACUGCGGGUGUCCUGACAGCUGGCCUGGUCAGCUUCCGGUACGGGAAUUCUCGGCUGGGUCAGAAGCUGAUGAGGGCCCGUGUGGUUGCUCAAGGCGUUACGGUUGCUCUGAUGGUCGGCAGCGCGUACUACUAUGGUGACCAAAUCAAGCUGUUCAAGAAAGGGUCUAGCCCAUGAACUUGACUGGAUAGUGGUUGUGGAGUACGGAAUGGCAUAUCUUAUGUACUUAAGUUUCACCUGGGGCUCUGCUGUUCGAUCGCCUCCCGGUCCUGGGGAUUAACUAUUGUCAUUCACGCUUGGCAUGUGGUUUCUAACUAGAAGUAAUUUUGGCUCAAUCUCCAGGCUUAAGAAUAAAUAUUUUUCUUCGUUGA